AUGCCAACCAGCAUGCCUUCAUUCAUGUCAUUGGUAUGUCUUAUAAUGGUAAUUAAUAUAAAUCGUAUCAGUUUAUCGUACACAAUUCCAUCAACAUCUACUCAGCUAUAUGUUGUUCCAUUUCCAUCAUUAUUCGGUGUUAAUGGCGAUGGUUCACGUGCUCAUCCGUUCUCAUCACUUCAACAAGCACUUGAUCAUAUUGAACUUAAUUAUUAUCGUAGUACAGUUAUGCGAACAGAUAUGAUAACGAUCAAUUUAUAUCCAACACAUCAUUUUGUCAAUACUAUCUACUUUCGACAAGCUCACAGUCAUACACGAUUGACUACAAUGAAUGCUGAAGACACUGCUUUCUACAAAGACUUAGCUGUUGAAGAUCACAUUCAUCGAAAAUUAUCAACUGCAAGUAUUAGUGGUGGCAUACCAGUUACUGGUUGGAUAUCAGUCGGUGAUAAUCUCUAUAAAGCGAGGGUUACCACAACAACGUUUAUUAAUCAAUUAUUUGUUGAUAAUCGACGUAUUUCUCGGACACGUCUUCCAAUGAAUCCAUCUGAAUAUCUUCAAUAUGCAGCUCCAUUACAAGAUCCAAAUCAAGCUCGAUACGGGUUUCAAUAUGCUGCGGGACAGUUCGAAUCUUGGCCAUUAGAUGAUGCAAUGGUAGUUGUAUAUCAUAGUUGGACAACAUCGCAUCAUUAUAUUGAUAAACUUAAUCUAUCGAAUAAAACUAUUUUGUUUACUAAUCCAUCCAAUAGUCCAAUUGGAGCAGCUGUAGCACAAGGACAACGACGAUUUCAUGUUGAAAAUAUGUGUAUAUCAUAUGUUCCAAAUUCAUUUUGCUUUUCAAAUGCAACAAAAACUGUUUAUCUAAUGACAGAUAGUUCUUACGAUCCAAAUAAAUCACAAAUUAUGACAUCUAUAAAUGAAUAUGUUGUCGUACUUGCUGGUAAUAGUAGUACUAAUCCAAUUGAAGAUAUUAUUAUUGAUAAUGUUGCAAUACAACAUAGUGCAUGGAAUAUUGAAAGAACUCAACAAGCUGAUUAUCAAGCUGCUUCAUUUCUUACCUCUGCUCCACUCUAUAUUGCAAAUGCAACAUCUAUUAUUAUUACGGAUGUUGAAAUCAGUCAUACUGGUUCGUAUGGAAUAUGGAUUAAAGAAGGAACAAAUAGUAUCAAUAUUAUUAAUUCAUUAAUUACUGAUACUGGUGCUGGUGGAAUUCGAAUUGGUCAAAUGAUAUCUCCAGUACCAACACCAACUACUUCUAUUCAUAUCAUAUCGAAUGAAGUUAGUUACGGUGGAAAUGUUUUUCCAAGUGGUGUAGGAAUAAUUAGCCAUCGUGCAGUUGAUGUUAUUAUUGCUGAUAAUAGUAUUCAUCAUCAUCGGUAUACUGGUAUCUCAAUUGGAUGGGAAUGGGGUUAUGCUCCAUCAUAUACAAGUAAUGUACUAGUUCAAGGCAAUUAUAUUUAUAAUAUUGGACAACAUAUUCUUUGUGAUCAAGGUGGUAUUUAUACACUUGGCAUUCAACCAGGAACAAUAAUUCAUGGUAAUGUCAUUAAGAAUGUCUUUAGUUAUGCUAUGUAUAUGUGGGGUAUUUAUCUCGAUGAAGGUACAUCUCAGAUUAUUGUUUCUAAUAAUGUUGUAUAUAAUACUGGUUGGGCAUCUUUUUUCCAACAUUAUGGUGCUAAUAAUACUAUUAUCAAUAAUGUAUUUGCACGUGCUUCACUUAAUCCACCACCACAUCCUGAUGAUCCCAAAACAGAUGGUAAUAUUCAUGUUGGACUCGCAGAAAAUCAUACAUCAAUUACAUUCGAACGUAAUAUCGUCUACGAUACAUUUCAAGGAACUAAUCAUUCUGCUUACUUAUCUGAUCAAGAUGCAAUUGUAUUCUUGAACAAUAAUCUGUAUUACAAUUCUAAUGGAGCUGAAUUAUUAUUUGGAAGACAACAAAUAUCAUUCUCCGAUUGGCAAAAAACUGGACAAGAUAAUGGUAGUAUUAUAGCAGAUCCAUUAUUUGUUGGUGAUGUCAAUCAAUGCGAUUUUUUUACGAUUCAAUCCAAUAGUCCAGCAGCAAAACUUGGAUUUACAAAUUUAACUAAACUUUCAAAAUGGACUUCAGGAUGUGAUAUGAAUGAUAAAAUUGAUAAUAAUAAUCAAUUUUACUAUUGGUAA
Adineta steineri is the source of this 2163-nucleotide messenger RNA. The record is from the annotation of a GenBank genome assembly. Lineage: Eukaryota; Metazoa; Rotifera; Eurotatoria; Adinetida; Adinetidae.